AUGGUAGCCGCCCCUAAGGUAAGAUUUAGUUUGAUUUUAUAUAUUGUGGGGGUCUUUUUGUUCCAGCAGCCUGACGAAUGGGCUUGGGCUGCCGUAAGAAAAAAACGAACCAAGAUUCCCCAAGUGUCUGAGUUCAGAGACCAGGCUCCCAAAAGAGUUUUUGAAGAGCUUGAUGCGACUCUAGAAAAACACUCUCAGUAUGAGGAGCUUGUGGCAUGGGAGCAAAACCAUCAUGAGUUUAGCAUGAACAGAGAGAGAUAA
This is a messenger RNA of Prunus armeniaca (apricot), 261 nucleotides long. The record is from the annotation of a GenBank genome assembly. NCBI's taxonomy places the organism in Eukaryota, Viridiplantae, Streptophyta, Magnoliopsida, Rosales, Rosaceae.